AUGGCUGGCAUGACGUGCCUUCUCCUUUUGCUGUGGGCCGGAGUCACAGUGAGCACAGUGGUGGAUCUGCAGAAAAGAAUCAUUGGAGGAAAGGAUUGUGACCGUGGAUACCAUGUGAAGUUGCAUAGAGCGGAUCCUGACAGCAUCUGUGGAGGCUCUCUGAUCAGCAACCAAUGGAUUCUGACUGCAGGACACUGUUGGACCGACGGAGGGACUUGGAAAGUAUAUUUAGGUGGCAACGAAGUGCAAAUCAGUGAAUCCAAGAAAUAUACAGUGGACACAAAGGACCAUGACAUCAUCCUUCUGAAGCUAAGUGCCACUACUACCACUCCACACGUAAACCUCCCUGGCCCUGACAACUGUAAAAAUACUCCAGAAAAAGUGGAGGUUGCAGGUUACGGAUCAACAGCUACAGACUCUGGCAAUAAAAGACGUUCCGGUCCUGAACAUAGAUCACCUACUCUCCGAUGUGGUGAAAUGAAGACUCUCGUUGACUGUGAAAAGGUUAAAAGAGAAUUGCUUCAUGAGGAUCUACACACAGCUCAGCGUGCAGAAUUUGAAUAUUGGCUCUGUGGCCAAAGCGAUGACGUGGAUAUAUCUCCAGGUGACUCUGGUGGAGGAGUGGUGCACGGCGGCAUAAUUUACGGUGUCAUUACCGCCAGUGGAAGUCCUAAAUAUGCCCUUCAUCAACCAGCUGCAUUUAUGGAUGUCUGUGUGUACAAACGUUGGAUCCAAGAAACUAUAAACGGUCCCUAGUAUUGGAAUACUGUGAAAUUGUCUGCCAUUAACAGGCAUCUCAGUUGAUUGGUUAAGUUUAAAUGUUCAGCUGUUCUUCAACAUGACUGUAGUUUAACAAUGUUGAAAUAAAAUGGAGAUGAAUUCCAAUCAUAAUUUCA
Molecule: messenger RNA, 896 nt
Organism: Centropristis striata (black sea bass)
Lineage: Eukaryota; Metazoa; Chordata; Actinopteri; Perciformes; Serranidae
Product: trypsin-4-like
Exons: 5
Coding region: 1-756 (251 amino acids)
Biological process (GO): proteolysis
Molecular function (GO): serine-type endopeptidase activity
Source: RefSeq, a predicted model, not a curated record